This is a messenger RNA of Mangifera indica (mango), 1960 nucleotides long. RefSeq names its product protein TIC 62, chloroplastic. The coding region runs from base 68 to 1693 and encodes 541 amino acids. NCBI's taxonomy places the organism in Eukaryota, Viridiplantae, Streptophyta, Magnoliopsida, Sapindales, Anacardiaceae. The record is from RefSeq and is a predicted model, not a curated record. The transcript has 14 exons.
CUUGUGAAGCUCUUGUUGACCUCCUAACAUAACACAAAUUCACAUAAUCACUUUCUUUGUUGUGACAAUGAACAGCUCUUCCUUCCCCUCAGCAACUCUAACUUCUACAGCAACUUCUCUGUCUAGGAAUGGACUCAUUGAAACGCCUUUUGGCUAUUCUCAGUUCCUCAAGUUUCCCUCUUUAAAGAAGCAUCCACUUGCAAAAAACCUCAAGCUGGUUGAUUUCAGAGCUCCAGCUUCUGGCGCAAUAAAAAUUCGUUCAGAGGCAGUAGGGGAAACUCCAAAAAAGGCAGAUUUGAAGGAUAAUGAUCUUGCAUUUGUUGCUGGUGCUACUGGCAAAGUUGGUUCACGAACAGUGAGAGAGCUUUUGAAACUUGGUUAUCGAGUUAGAGCUGGAGUCAGGAGUGCUCAGAGAGCACAAGAUCUUGUACAAAGUGUUAAGCGGAUGAGGAUUGAUCCUAAAAUUGCAGAAGAAGGUACUCAAGCUGUAGAAAAGCUUGAAAUUGUGGAAUGUGACUUGGAGAAACCUAGUCAGAUUGGGCCAGCAUUAGGCAACGCUUCAGUGGUUCUAUGCUGCAUUGGUGCCGGUGAGAAGGAGGUUUUUGACAUUACAGGACCUUACCGGAUUGACUAUCAGGCUACAAAAAAUCUUAUAGAUGCUGCAACUGCUGCUAAAGUUAAUCACUUCAUUAUGGUUUCAUCUUUGGGAACAAAUAAAGUUGGUUUUCCUGCAGCUAUCCUGAAUUUGUUCUGGGGAGUCCUGAUCUGGAAAAGGAAGGCAGAAGAGGCACUUAUUGCCAGUGGUCUUCCUUACACUAUUGUCAGACCUGGGGGAAUGGAGCGUCCUACUGAUGCUUAUAAGGAAACUCAUAAUAUUACCCUUUCACAGGAAGAUACUUUAUUUGGUGGCCAGGUGUCUAACCUUCAGGUGGCAGAACUAAUGGCAUGCAUGGCCAGAAACCGUAGCCUUUCAUAUUGCAAGGUGGUGGAAGUAAUUGCAGAGACAACUGCACCACUGAUUCCUAUGGAGGAACUUCUUUCAAAGAUACCAUCUCACCGUGCUGAACCAAAGGACUCAAGGGCCGCAGGUGGGUCUGGUCCGGCAUCACUGAAGAGCACCAUUCCUGAGGAACCUAGUGUUCCUGUUAAAAAGGAAACUGAUGAACCAAAAUCAGAGGCAUUGCAAUCACUUUCUCCUUACAGCACUUAUGAUGAUUUGAAACAACCUACAUCUCCUACUCCAACUCCUCCUGCUGGGCAGAAAGAUUUAACCACCGUUGAUGGACUAUCAACAACUGGGGUUUCUGAUAUUCAAACAGGGACAACAGAGAUAACAUUCAAUGUCACAGAGACAAUACCAGCUCCAAAGGCGACAAUUGAUGUUCCUGAGACAGUACCAGCCCCAGAAGUGCCGCAUAAAAGGCCUCUUUCUCCAUAUUAUGCUUAUGAGGAUUUAAAGCCACCAAGCUCUCCAAGUCCAACACCAAGCGGUCCUCAAGGAAUACCUUCAAGUACCUCAACUCUGGAAGCUCCAUCCCCACUAAGUGGAGGCAAUGAUUUAGCGAAGACAACAGUUGCCAGUGUCACUGAAGAGAGUCUUUCCCAGAAUUUAACUUAUCAUCUUUCACCUUAUUACAUGUAUGAAGACAUGAAGCCUCCAACAUCUCCAAGUCCAUCCCCAAGGAAAUCUUAGAGCAACAAUAACCCAGCAUUUAACAAGAACAAUUGGAACAAUCAGGACUCCAGUCCAGGGAUAUGGUGAGGGAGUUUACCUGUAAUUAUAUGAAGAGGCAAGCUACUGAAAUUACAGGAUUCAUUUCAUAAGUUAUAUGCAUCUAUUUCUUUCAUGUUAUCCAGUUUUCAUCAGAUCUUUCCCAUUUAACAAACUUGCUAUAAUUUAAUGAAGUUUGACAAUUUCAAGCUAAAAAGGAUAUUGAAUGAGAACCAAGCAUUGAGAUUA